AUGCUUCUGCCUACAUUCAUCGGCGCCGCUGGCCUUUUGGCCACGGCUGUCGAGGCCGCUCCACGGGGCACUUGGUUCAAUAAGCUUCGACGAGAUGAUCAAGGAUCACAGGGUUCUACAGCAAGAAUGGCUGCUCGAGCUGAUUACAACUACGCAAAUGCUUAUAACCAGCCCAACGUCUACACUCCUGGCGCCAAGUACGCCUCUCCCGACACAUACACCAAGGUCGACUCUCAAUAUGCUGCUCCCAAGAACACAUCCACUUCGGCCGUUAACUCUAAGACUCUCAAGUCAGAUAUUGAGUGUCCUACCGGUGGCGUCUACGUCUCAACUACGACUCUCGACUUGACUGUCACCGUCACUGCCUCUUCAAACAUGUCUUACACCAUCUGCCGUGACUGCACCCAGACUGUCACUCGUAACGGCACCGUUUACCUGCCUGGUGGCAAGUAUGUUCCUACGCUAUCAUACGACAAGGAGACCAAUGCUGCGUACCCCAUUGCUGAGAACACCAACCGCGGCGGCGAGUACAACACUGGCUCUCCUUACUAUCCUACCAACGCGACCUAUCUCCCUCCCAAGACAAAGGAUGUCGAGGAUCCUGAUGAGACUGAGCCCUGCACGGAUGAUUUCCCUUACAUGAACUCGACCAUCGCUGCUCCCAUGUACACCACGCCCGUCUCCGCGAGUGGCUACCAGUCUGCCAUCUACAACACUCCCAGCGGCUACAACUCUGAUGCUCCCGUCUACACCCGGCCAGCCUACGUCAAGCCCGUGUACCCUGAGCCUGGACACAGCAACUCUUCGAUCGAGACUCCGGCCUACACCAAGCCUGUGUAUACCAAGCCCGUCUACCCUCGUCCUUCUGGCUCUGGCAACUCUACCAUCGUGGCCCCGGUUUAUACUAAGCCUGUUUAUCCCGACCCGUCUGGCAACUCAAGCGUCGUGCCCACCGUCUAUACCCCGCCAGUCUACACCAAGCCUGUUUACCCUGGCCCAUCUGGAAACUCGAGCACCCCUCCUGCUUACGUCAAGCCUGUUUACACCAAGCCUGUCUAUCCAGAGCCCAACAACUCGAGCAUCGUGCCCACCGUCUACACCCCACCGGUCUACACCAAGCCUGCUUACACCAAGCCUGUGCUCCCUGGCAACUCGACGGCUACUUCUCCCGUCUACACCAACUCUGCCGAUCCCUCCGUGUACACGCCUCCUGCCUACACUAAGCCCGUGGUCCCUGGCAACUCUUCGACAGCCUCUACCAAGUCUGCUGACCCGUCUGUUUACACGCCUCCUGUUUAUACCAAGCCGGUGUACCCUCAGCCUGUGAACUCUUCUACCGGCGAGGCCCCUGUUUACACCCCACCAGCCUACUCGAACCCCGUGGUCCCCAACAACUCGUCCACAGUCCCUCCUGUGUACACCACUCCUGUUGACCCGUCGGUGUAUACACCUCCCACCUACACUAAGCCAGCUUACUCGGAGCCCAUCAUUCCUGGAAACUCUUCCACCAGCGAGGAUCCCAUCUACACUCCCCCGGUCAACACCCAGCCAGCUUACCCCGGGUCUGUGGUCUCCAGCAGCUCGUCUACCAACGAGGGCCCCGUUUACACGCCGCCAGCCUACACACGACCUGUUUACUCUGACCCUGUUGCCUCCGGAAACUCUUCAGUGACUCCUCCGGCCACCACCAAGCCUGUUGAUACGCCUGUUUACUCGCCCCCGGUUUAUACCAAGCCCGUCUUCCCCAGCGAGUCUUCUGACGCUUAUCCUCUGCCUUCGACCCCCAGCAACUCGACGAUUCCUCCCGUGCUCCCCGUUUCUUCCAGCGAUUCUUCGUCUUCUGUCGAGCCGACCUUUACUCCUGAAGCUUCGACCUCGCAGGGUAGCUCUGCCUCUGUCUCGACUGCUUUUGACCCGGAGUCUACCUCGAUUGAGCCAACAACUCUCCCCGUGACGCCUUUCCUGACAACCACGACUUCGAUCGAGUCCUCGACCACUGAGCCAUGCAUCAUCGACACCUCCAUGGUCCCCAUCUCGUCAUCCUACCUCAACACCACCGCCACCACACCAAGUGUUCCCACAGAAACCAUCUGCGAGGAUGAUGCCGAGAACGGUGCACCCAAGAGCAACACUGCCUACUGUGGUGUCAACGGUAAGGCCACGGGAAUGAACUUCCUCGCCGAGUUUAGCGAGGACAGCUACGGAAUGCCCGUCACCCUCGAAGGCUGCUACCAGUUCUGCAAGCUUGAUCUACCAUCCACCCGCGGCUGCGAGGCUUAUCGCUUCUACGAAAACGACAGCGGCGCAACCCGCUGUGCCGUCUACGGUCAACCUGUCUACAAGGACAUCCGCGAGAUCGACUCAACAGUCGAAGACGUCUGGUUCGACCUAAGCUGCGGCUCUCCCUCCCAGUACCAAGACAGCACCUCGACCGAUAACCAGUCGAGCGGAAUAGGGGCAUCUAUCAAGCUCAGUCUCGGUUUGAAGUACUAA
Fusarium vanettenii 77-13-4 is the source of this 2493-nucleotide messenger RNA. RefSeq lists its product as uncharacterized. The transcript has 3 exons. Bases 1 to 2493 code for a protein of 830 amino acids. The record is from RefSeq and is a predicted model, not a curated record. NCBI's taxonomy places the organism in Eukaryota, Fungi, Ascomycota, Sordariomycetes, Hypocreales, Nectriaceae.